This is a messenger RNA of Patella vulgata (common limpet), 1804 nucleotides long. Its product is annotated as 39S ribosomal protein L17, mitochondrial. Gene Ontology annotation, biological process: translation. The transcript is spliced from 4 exons. Lineage: Eukaryota; Metazoa; Mollusca; Gastropoda; Patellidae. Bases 88 to 645 code for a protein of 185 amino acids. Gene Ontology annotation, molecular function: structural constituent of ribosome. The record is from RefSeq and is a predicted model, not a curated record. Gene Ontology annotation, cellular component: mitochondrial large ribosomal subunit; ribosome.
AGUCAAAGCAACUACAACCCUAAACGAAGGACAAACUAACACGUUUUUCUUCCAACCAAUUAUUGACCUUUCUAAAUACUAUCAAAAAUGCUGCGUUUUCCAUAUCGUGCCCGGCCCCGGAAAAUGUCACGACAAAGGCUACCUGAAGAAGGUAUUAUUGUAGGCCCCGAGGGAAGGUUACAGCGUUUACGUCAACUGGUAACAGGCUUGGUACGGUAUGAAAGAAUAGAAACUGUUCACCAACAUUGUGAUGAAACUCGGGGAUAUGCAGAAAGGUUAAUUCAUACAGCUAUAAGAUAUGGAGAUCAGCAUCAACACACCAUGGAAAUGGCAGAUUACUGGUUAAAUGAUAAAGAUCUUAUAUACAAAUUAUUUGAUGUACUAGUGCCAAGGUAUCAAAAUUAUUCAUCAGCAUUCACCAAUAUUUAUAGAACACCAAUAGUUUAUCCUGGAAGGGGAACAGAAAUGGGUAUUCUCGAAUUAAAAGGAAAUCCCUGGCCGGAUGUUCUUCCUAAACAACGAGAUAAUAGAUAUAUCAUAUCAAAUGUAUUAUUACAUGCAGCUAAAAAAGAUUAUAACAUUUCUAAAGAAAGUAAAAAAACUAAUAACGAGUGUAAUUCUUCUAGUGAAAACAAUGAAACAUAAUUAUUUAUAUGAGUGAUAAUCAAAGAUAUGUGUAUAUAUAGAUAGACAAUACUGAAAUGUGGAGUUCUAAUAGACUGAAUGGCAAUAUCAGAUUUAUCAAUGCUGCAGUUACAUAAUCAGGCCUGGAAAUAACGGUUUUAGAUGUACCUGACAAAAUGUCAGGCACUAAUGAAAUAGUACCUGACAUUUUCAACUUAGUGCCGGACAUGUACAUUAUUAAUAAUUUCAAUAAAAAAGACAAAUCAGCGCUGGACAAAAUUACAGGCACCAGAGGUUUAGUGCCUGACAAAGCCUGAAUCUAUGCCUGACAUUGUGUGUGACAGGUGUCUUAUUUUCUGGCUUGUAUAAGUUAGUGUUUGUUAUAGUAACAAUCUAUACUUUGUGCCAGACCUUAAGUACAGUUAAUUCCUGUGAGCCACAAUAGCUCAAUAUCAAUCGGUGCGUGAGGAACUGGCCCACUAACUAGCAGAUCCUGGUCUCGGUGUUGAUUGAGAAGUUUUUAGUGUGGUAUGACCGUGUCACUUGUCAGUGGUGCAGAACAGAGGGCCUGACAAGGAACAGUGUUUAUUUGUUUGGAUAGGUUGAUAAACUGAGGGCUGUUGAACAUGUUGGCAUGUGCAUAAAAAAAAAACCCCACUGACAGUUGGAAUUCAAUAAGUCAAUAGUUGGGAACAUUGCUGUCUAGUCAAUACUUCCCUCAUAGCACACUGCUGUCUAGUCAAUACUUCCCUCAUAGCACACUGCAUGUCAAUCUGAUUAAAACAUGGAUUCUAUUUCUUUUCCUUUUUUAUAGUUCAAAAUUUCAUUUUACUUGUCUAAACAACACUAGGAUCUGUACGAGUUGUUAUAAUAACACAUGUUCUGCUUGAUGUGAGGAAUUAGCCAAUGAAACAGUCUGUUACGGCAAGUUCUUGGAGUGCAAUGCACGGAACUGUGGGUAAACUACCAGAAACAUCAACGCUGAUUGAUUAAUCAGCACAUCAUGUAGGUGGCCAUCGAAAGUAUAAAAAAAUGAAACGAAAUAUAGAUCUGUAUUUUAUUCAGACUGCAUGGCAUAUUCCUAUCUUUUUGUUAGUAAAAAAUAAAUAGUAAUAUGAUUACAUAAAUAUUAUUCUCACUGAAAGUAGUGUAAUUAAAUGUAUAUCUGAUUGAAGUCAUA